CCCAAUGAAAAUCAAAUAUUCAGUAAUUCAAAAAUAAAUAAGAUUGACAUAUUUACUAUAUAUGUAAUAUGAUGUAUUCUUGAACAUAACCUAAAAAAAUCAGUCGCUAUGUUACAAACACGUGAUUUUUAAUAUCUCAAUUCAAAUAACGUGUAAAAAUUUUGAAAUCACAAUGAAGACACAAAAUUGGAAAGAAUUAGAAGUGCCUUUAAGCGAACCUGUAUUAAAAACUAUCGAGGAAUUAAACUUCCUUAAUAUGACACCAGUACAGGCGGCUUGUAUUCCACUAUUAUUGAAAGGUAAAGAUGUUGCUGCAGAAGCAGUAACAGGUAGUGGAAAGACUCUUGCUUUCAUAGUUCCUUUACUAGAAAUUUUACAGAAACGAAAAGAAAAAUGGAAGCCUACAGAAAUUGGAGCAAUAAUAAUCAGUCCUACAAGAGAGCUAGCUGUACAAAUAAAUGAAGUUCUACAAAAGUUUUUAAACAAUAUCCCACAUUUAAAACAAAUAUUACUUGUUGGAGGUGGAACAAUUGCAGAAGAUGCAGAAAAGCUUAAAGCAGCUGUGAACAUCAUUGUGGCAACACCUGGUAGAUUAGAAGAUAUAUUGUGCAACUGUAAGGGUAUAAAUUUAGCAGCACGUGUGAAAUCAUUGGAAAUAUUAAUCUUAGAUGAAGCUGACAGAUUAUUAGAUUUAGGUUUUUCUGCAACAUUGGACACAAUAUUAAAUUAUUUACCACGUCUUAGAAGAACAGGGUUAUUCUCUGCAACACAGACAAAAGAAUUGCAGCAGCUUAUCAGAGCAGGAUUAAGAAAUCCAGCUUUGGUAUCUGUUAAAGAGAAAGCAAAUAUUUCUACACCAUCAAACUUGAAAAACCAUUACACUAUUGUGGAUCCAGAAUACAAAUUAUCUGUAAUGAUAGACUUUAUUAGACGAGAAGGAACUAAUUCGAAAUAUAUGAUCUUUUUAUCUACCUGUGCAUGUGUUGAUUAUUUCAGUCACGUUAUACAAGCAAUGCUGCCUUCAGUUCAAAUCCUUGCAAUACAUGGCAAAAUGAAGGGCAAGAGGUACAAAGUAUUUAAUGAUUUUCGAAAUAUCAAAAGCGGUAUUUUGAUUUGCACGGAUGUAAUGGCUCGUGGUGUUGAUAUUUCGGAAGUAGAUUGGGUAUUACAGUACGAUCCCCCUUGUUCAGCUAGUAGUUUUGUGCACAGAUGUGGCAGGACUGCUAGAAUUGGCAAUGAAGGAAAUGCACUAUUAUUCCUUUUAGAAACAGAAGAUGCAUAUAUAAAUUUUAUUAAAAGAAAUCAAAAAGUAGAUUUACAAAAUAUGAUCUUGGAACCAUCUAUGAUUUCGUACGAAAAAUGUAUAAAAUGUAUGAGAAAAUUACAAAAACAGGAUCGACUUAUUCUUGAUAAAGCAAACAGAGCGUUCGUAUCUUACGUGCAAGCGUACAAUAAACACGAAUGUAAUUUAAUACUAAGAUUGAAAGAUAUCGAUUUAGGAAAACUUGCAAUGAGCUUUGGUCUCCUACGAAUGCCUCGAAUGCCCGAACUUAAAGGAAGAGAUACGUCGUCUUUCGAACAAGAAGACAUCGAUACUAAUUCAAUUCCCUAUUCAAAUAAACAAAAGGAACAAAAUCGUUUAGAAAAACUGAAGAUCUUCCAAGAUAGCGGAGUGUGGCCUACAAGACACAAACGCAAACACAAAGAAACCGAACCUUGGUCUGAAGCAAAAAAGAAGAAACUGGACAGACAAGAGAAUCGUAAGCAACGAAAGGAGAAGAAAAUGAAACAGAAAAUGUCAACGAACCCGAUAAAAAAACAAAAAAGAAAAAUAAACGAACAAGAUAUCGAAGAACUAGCAAAGGAUAUAGCGUUAAUUAAAAAAUUGAAGAAGAAAAAGAUUUCUCAAGAAGAAUUUGACGAAGCUUUCGAGAAAUAAUCGAAAUACGGCAUAUGAAAUAUAUGCUAUUACUUAAUAUGUUUUUGUACAUUUGUAUAUACAAAAUAUUAUCAUCGAGUAUAGUGAUAAGGUAAACAAUCGCAUAAAGAUAUUAUAAUGUGAGAUCCUAUAGACAUCACGACUUCCUUUGAACAAUCCCAUUCAUCGUAUUUUACGUCCUUAUCUAUUAUACAGAUAAGAAUCUUAUCCUCGUAUCUAUAUCCUUAUCUGGUAUACAAAUACGGAGUGAAUAAAAAUAAAUCGUUACAAUCGGACUAUAUAUUUAAUUUAAUGGUGUAAUUUAUACUUCAAAGUUUUACGCGUUAAAAAACUCUUUAUCAUAAUACUUUCUUCUUGAAAACCAAGCAUCAUUAGUAUACGUACUGUAUAAUAUGGAUAGUAUAUGCAUACGUGU
Hylaeus volcanicus is the source of this 2354-nucleotide messenger RNA. Its product is annotated as probable ATP-dependent RNA helicase DDX55 homolog. The record is from RefSeq and is a predicted model, not a curated record. The transcript has 7 exons. Gene Ontology annotation, molecular function: RNA helicase activity; ATP binding; nucleic acid binding. Gene Ontology annotation, cellular component: nucleolus. Bases 173 to 1939 code for a protein of 588 amino acids. Lineage: Eukaryota; Metazoa; Arthropoda; Insecta; Hymenoptera; Colletidae.